AUGUUCGCAUCCCAUUCAGAAUUGGUGGCCCCUUUACCCCAACCCCAAAUGGAAUUCCCAGAUCUUCUAUUUCCCUUCUCACCGCCACCCAUCGAAUUACGGCCUAGCAACAAGACGUACGAAACGCCUGCGCCGCACCUCGCAGGCGUCGUAGACGGCGGAAUGAAUAAAGGAACUGGCUACGAAAUAAUCUCUUCCGGGUUACUCUUCGACUUUCAGAACGGAACACCCGACGCCGCGGGGUCUAGCAGUUGUCAGCACAAAUGCCUGCACACCCUGACGUCGUCUCUAUCCUCCCUCAGAAGCUGGACACGGAGCAACAGGGGCGCGGAUUACUCUGAGAUGGGCGUGGGGGAUGAUGUUCCGUCCAGCUAUGUAGCCAAGGUCGAGGACGUCCUCGCGCUCUUCGAGAAAUCCAUGGCGCAGCUCCGGGUUGCCGAGAACUGUCCGCUAGCCUGCGUACUGUCGCAAGACCUGUCGGUUCUCCUUCUGUUCGUCGUCGAGCAGUUGGCAAACCUGCUGCUAAGCCUCGCCAGAUCCUCCUCCGCCCUGGGAGAUACACCCGUAAAACCGCCUCGCGGAAGCAUUCACCACCACCAGGGACACGACGGUGAUGGUGGUGGUGGUUAUGGUAGUGGUGGUAUCCAGCUCGCGCGAAUCGGAACCUUCGAGAUCACGAACCCGCAGGACCUGCCGAAGAUCACGCAGCAGCAGCUGCAGACCAGGGCCCAGGCGCUCGACGCGUAUAUAUGCAGGUGGAGCGACAAGGUCCGGCACUACGGGCUCGGGAACCUCGAGACCGAUCUUGGGAGGAUUCGGGGGGGCUUGAGCAGGUUGGGUGGGGUUUCUAGAUAAUAAUGCUCACUAGCUAGGUACAGUACCGAGGUAGUGUUUAUCGCUGGCAACAUAUCCUGUUGAUAUAUCUCUAUUAUAUAGAAUACCUACCUAACCUAAGGUACCUAGGUAGACAAUAGAUUCUUAUACUUAGAAGGGAAAGAAAGAGAGAGAGAGAGGAAAGAUGAGAAAAGGAAAGGAAAGGAAAGGAAAGGGGGGCAAAACAGGAUAGCAGGGG
This is a messenger RNA of Daldinia caldariorum, 1072 nucleotides long. RefSeq lists its product as uncharacterized. The transcript has a single exon. NCBI's taxonomy places the organism in Eukaryota, Fungi, Ascomycota, Sordariomycetes, Xylariales, Hypoxylaceae. The record is from RefSeq and is a predicted model, not a curated record. The annotation marks the transcript as partial.